UUCCGAUCAGUAAUGUUGGCUUGUAACAAGCGUCCAAUUUGUGUGAAAUAUGUUUAAUGGCGGAGGACAGUUCUCAUGUAUCUAUGGCAACCAACAAAUCAUAGUGCUUCUCGUGGCAUUGGCUUUUAUCGCCACAUGUUACAUUCCAGGCGCGGAUUCACAAACCUACAUCAGACGUGAGUGUUCAAGCGUGAAAACGGAAAUAUUACGCGAUUGCGUUGGAAAAGCAAUAUACAGAGGUACAACUAGCGUUUGUAGAGUUGAUUCCGAGUGUCCUACUAAUUCAUACUGUGAACACUACAAUCCGCCAACGACCUUUGGAAUUUGCUCUUGUCUUCAGGGCUACUUCAUUUUAACCCUCAACUAUAGCCGACAUUGCACCCGAUUUGCAACGGCCAUAGGCGACUAUUGUCAGCAUGACGAUCAGUGCCAGUACCUUCUUAGUACAGAUUCUGAAUGUCGGGUCAAUUCCUGCCAAUGUCAAGAGGGAACUCACUACGUUGAACGGGAACGCCGUUGCUACAAAACCAGUUACCUUGGUCAGUACUGCCGACUUACGAACAAUUGCAUUGGAGAUUACAUGUACUGCCGUGACGGAAUAUGUGUGUGCUCAGUGGGGAAACACCCUAAUGCGGGUCGAAACCUAUGUCUUCCAGCUGUACAUUUAAACGAAAAGUGUUUCCGAGAUGAAGAAUGCAUUGUGGAAUACUCACGUUGCAACAACGUUUGUCGUUGCCGUGUGAGUUACGUCUUGAAUCAAAAACAGACUCAAUGUCUUCCAAUUGCCAGAAAACUACACGAUGUAUGCGAGGAAGAUCUCCAAUGCCUACACAAUAUUCCAUAUUCCCGCUGUCAGGUCACGACGGAAAAUUCUGUGAGCAUAGGCAAAUGCACCUGCGCGAGUGGUUAUCACGAGAUUGGUUAUAAAUGCUACAAUUCGGCCUACCUCAACGGAGUUUGUGAAAUCGAUGAAAAUUGCGCCAUCAACCCAGACACCCGGUGUAUAGACAACCGAUGCCGCUGUGACGAUCACAUGAUGGAAAUCGAUGGUCAAUGCUCAGCGGCCACUCGUUACCUGCUAUACUCAUUCCAAAUAUUUAUUAUAAUAACAAUAGAUUACAUCCUAUGGUUUUAACAACUUGAGUUUUGU
Wyeomyia smithii (pitcher-plant mosquito) is the source of this 1150-nucleotide messenger RNA. RefSeq lists its product as uncharacterized. Bases 50 to 1135 code for a protein of 361 amino acids. The record is from RefSeq and is a predicted model, not a curated record. The transcript has 5 exons. NCBI's taxonomy places the organism in Eukaryota, Metazoa, Arthropoda, Insecta, Diptera, Culicidae.